This is a messenger RNA of Neomonachus schauinslandi (Hawaiian monk seal), 1975 nucleotides long. RefSeq names its product protein kinase C gamma (gene PRKCG). NCBI's taxonomy places the organism in Eukaryota, Metazoa, Chordata, Mammalia, Carnivora, Phocidae. The transcript has 18 exons. Bases 1 to 1941 code for a protein of 646 amino acids. Gene Ontology annotation, biological process: protein phosphorylation. The record is from RefSeq and is a predicted model, not a curated record. Gene Ontology annotation, molecular function: diacylglycerol-dependent serine/threonine kinase activity; ATP binding; zinc ion binding.
AUGGGGGGCGGGGUGGGGGGGAUUGGAAAACAGGGCCUGCAAUGUCAAGUCUGCAGCUUUGUGGUUCAUCGACGAUGCCACGAAUUUGUGACCUUCGAGUGUCCAGGCGCUGGGAAGGGCCCCCAGACGGAUGACCCCCGAAACAAGCACAAGUUCCGUCUGCACAGCUAUAGCAGCCCCACCUUUUGCGACCACUGCGGCUCCCUUCUCUACGGGCUGGUGCACCAGGGCAUGAAAUGCUCCUGCUGCGAGAUGAACGUGCACCGACGCUGUGUGCGCAGCGUGCCCUCUCUGUGCGGGGUGGACCACACGGAGCGCCGUGGGCGCCUGCAGCUGGAAAUCCGAGCUCCGACUGCAGAUGAGAUACACGUCACAGUUGGCGAGGCCCGUAACCUCAUCCCAAUGGAUCCCAAUGGUCUGUCGGAUCCCUAUGUGAAGCUGAAGCUUAUCCCAGACCCUCGGAACUUGACAAAACAGAAGACCCGGACGGUGAAAGCCACACUAAACCCUGUGUGGAACGAGACCUUUGUGUUCAACCUGAAGCCGGGGGACGUGGAGCGCCGGCUCAGCGUGGAGGUGUGGGACUGGGACCGGACUUCCCGCAACGAUUUCAUGGGUGCCAUGUCCUUCGGUGUCUCGGAGCUGCUCAAGGCGCCGGUGGACGGCUGGUACAAGUUACUGAACCAGGAGGAGGGCGAAUAUUACAAUGUGCCGGUGGCUGAUGCUGACAACUGCAGCCUUCUCCAGAAGUUUGAGGCCUGUAACUACCCCCUGGAACUGUAUGAGCGGGUGCGGAUGGGUCCCUCUUCCUCUCCCAUCCCUUCCCCAUCUCCCAGUCCCACCGACUCCAAGCGCUGUUUCUUUGGGACGAGCCCUGGACGUCUGCACAUCUCUGACUUCAGCUUCCUCAUGGUUCUAGGAAAAGGCAGUUUUGGGAAGGUGAUGCUGGCUGAGCGCAGGGGCUCUGAUGAGCUCUACGCCAUCAAGAUCCUGAAGAAAGACGUGAUUGUUCAGGAUGAUGACGUGGACUGCACCCUGGUGGAGAAGCGAGUGCUGGCCCUGGGGGGCCGAGGCCCCGGGGGGCGGCCCCACUUUCUCACCCAGCUGCACUCCACCUUCCAGACCCCGGAUCGCCUGUAUUUUGUGAUGGAGUAUGUCACCGGGGGCGACUUGAUGUACCACAUUCAGCAGUUGGGCAAGUUUAAGGAGCCCCAUGCAGCGUUCUACGCAGCGGAAAUCGCCAUCGGCCUCUUCUUCCUUCACAAUCAGGGCAUCAUCUACCGGGACCUGAAACUAGACAACGUGAUGCUGGAUGCCGAAGGACACAUCAAAAUCACUGACUUCGGCAUGUGUAAGGAGAACGUCUUCCCCGGGACCACAACCCGCACCUUCUGCGGGACCCCAGACUACAUAGCCCCCGAGAUCAUUGCCUACCAGCCCUAUGGGAAGUCUGUGGAUUGGUGGUCCUUUGGGGUUCUGCUGUAUGAGAUGCUGGCAGGACAGCCCCCUUUUGAUGGGGAGGAUGAGGAAGAGCUGUUUCAGGCCAUCAUGGAACAAACUGUCACUUACCCCAAGUCGCUUUCCCGGGAAGCUGUGGCGAUCUGCAAGGGGUUCCUAACUAAGCAUCCAGCGAAGCGCCUGGGCUCAGGGCCAGACGGGGAGCCCGCCAUCCGUGCUCAUGGCUUUUUCCGCUGGAUGGACUGGGAGCGCUUGGAGCGACUGGAGAUCGCCCCUCCGUUCAGACCCCGUCCGUGUGGACGCAGCGGCGAGAACUUCGACAAAUUCUUCACGCGGGCGGCGCCAGCACUGACCCCGCCAGACCGCCUAGUUUUGGCCAGCAUCGACCAGGCCGAUUUCCAAGGCUUCACCUACGUGAACCCGGAUUUUGUGCACCCGGACGCCCGCAGCCCCAUCAGCCCCCCGCCUGUGCCAGUCAUGUAAUCUGUCCUGCCGCCACUAGGUGUCCCCAUCGCUC